GGGACAGUUUCGCUAUGUCACCCAGUCUGGAGUACAGUGGCGCGAUCUCGGUUUACUGCAACCGCCGCCUCCCAGGUUCAAGCGAUUCUCCUGCCUCAGCCUCCCGAGUAGCUGGGACUAAAGACAAGCACCACUACGCCCGGGUGAUUUUUUUUAAAAAUUUUUUAGUAGAGACGGAUUUCAUCAUGUUGGUCAGGCUGAUCUCGAACUCCUGACCUCAACUGAUCCGCCCGCCUCGGCCUCCCAAAGUGCUGGGAUUACAGGCGUGAGCCACCGCGCCCUGCCAAACACAGUUUUAUCAGGAAUCAAAACUGUGCUCUCUUCUGGACUCUCAGCUUUAGCUGUUUGGAGCAUUUAGUCUAACCCUUACCACUUACAUUGUAAUGUGAAGAUCAAAUUGUAACGACAUGGCAAUAAUAAGGCUCCUAUUGGUUGGGUACCACCAGUUUAUGCCAGGCAUUGUACUGAUUCAUGUCUUUAAUCCUCAAAACGACCUUCCGAGGUCAGCCUUUUUAUUCUCUUUUUCCAGACGAGCAAACUGAGUUUCUGAGAAGUCACACCCAAGUUGGUGGCAGGGCUGACGCUGGCAUGGGGUUGACUCCAAAGCUCUCUACGCCACGAGGGUAGGAAAGACAAUGAAACACAAGCAGAAUAAUGAGAACUGGGAUCGUAACUUCAUUAAAUGAGAAGCCAGGGAACAGGUGGCGGACGGCACGCGGUUCUCUGCACGGAGUCGCUCGGGCGCUUUGAAACACCGCGCGGGGGAGCGGGGCGGUGCCGGAAGUCAGGCCAUAGCUUCCGGUUCUUGCGCCGGAAGUGGCCGGUCAGCGUCGUUGCCGGUCUCCGGCGGAGACUGGCGCUCUGAAGUUUGAGCUGACGGGGCGGCCACGAGGUACACUGAUCUUCCGUCCUAAACACGUCUGCAAGUCGAGAUGUCGCACCCGUCCCCCCAAGCCAAGCCCUCCAACCCCAGUAACCCUCGAGUCUUCUUUGACGUGGACAUCGGAGGGGAGCGAGUUGGUCGAAUUGUCUUAGAAUUGUUUGCAGAUAUCGUACCCAAAACUGCGGAAAAUUUUCGUGCACUGUGUACAGGAGAAAAAGGCAUUGGACACACGACUGGGAAACCUCUCCAUUUCAAAGGAUGCCCUUUUCAUCGAAUUAUUAAGAAAUUUAUGAUUCAGGGUGGAGACUUCUCAAAUCAGAAUGGGACAGGUGGAGAAAGUAUUUAUGGUGAAAAAUUUGAAGAUGAAAAUUUCCAUUACAAGCAUGAUCAGGAGGGUUUACUGAGCAUGGCAAAUGCAGGCCGCAACACAAAUGGUUCUCAGUUUUUUAUCACAACAGUUCCAACUCCUCAUUUGGAUGGGAAACAUGUGGUGUUUGGCCAAGUAAUUAAAGGAAUAGGAGUGGCAAGGAUAUUGGAAAAUGUGGAAGUGAAAGGUGAAAAACCUGCUAAAUUGUGCGUUAUUGCAGAAUGUGGAGAAUUGAAGGAAGGAGAUGAUUGGGGAAUAUUCCCAAAAGAUGGCUCUGGCGACAGUCAUCCAGAUUUCCCUGAGGAUGCGGAUAUAGAUUUAAAAGACGUAGAUAAAAUUUUAUUAAUAACAGAAGACUUAAAAAACAUUGGAAAUACUUUUUUCAAAUCCCAGAACUGGGAGAUGGCCAUUAAAAAAUAUGCAAAAGUUUUAAGAUACGUGGACAGUUCAAAGGCUGUUAUUGAGACAGCAGAUAGAGCCAAGCUGCAACCUAUAGCUUUAAGCUGUGUACUGAAUAUUGGUGCUUGUAAACUGAAGAUGUCAAAUUGGCAGGGAGCAAUUGACAGUUGUUUAGAGGCUCUUGAAAUAGACCCAUCAAAUACCAAAGCAUUGUACCGCAGAGCUCAAGGAUGGCAAGGAUUAAAAGAAUAUGAUCAAGCAUUGGCUGAUCUUAAGAAAGCUCAGGAGAUAGCACCAGAAGAUAAAGAGAUGGGGUUUCGCCAUGUUGCCCAGGCAGACUGUCCAACUCGGCCUUCCAAAGUGCUGGGAUUACAGAAAUAAGGAAAAUAAAAGUUGGAAGAGUUACCUGAAAGCCACCUUCAUUGAGAGCUCUGGCUCCAUAUGCAAUCCUUUUUCCACCUUCCAAGGUUGGCCGAAUGCUAGGAUGGUGUUUCCACCUCUGGAACUCUCUAAAUGGACUCAGGUAUGGAUUCUGAUAGUCUAGACCAACCUUAAAAAUUUACAUUUAUAUUAAAUUAGACAUUUUUAUUUCAAAUUAAAUCAAGCUAAAAUGUGAGCCAUGUUUAUCAGAAAACAAGUAUGUUAAAUUUCUUGUACUCAAAAGUAUUCGGAGCACUAUGUGCAGUAAUCCAAAUGUAAAUUAAAAAUUGUAUAAAAUCUGUUUGGAAAAGAAAAGGUAAAAGGAUAGCAUGUGUUUAUUAUCAUCAAAAUUAUGAAAAUUUAGAACAUAUUAACAAAUCCUUGUGCUCUGGAACUCAAAGUCCAAAUUAGAAAAACAUAAUCUAUCAUGAGAUUAGAAAAUAAAAAUGAACAACAAAAAAAACAAAUUAGAACAAUAUCUGUAGGUAAGCAUCUCAGAUUAUGUUUCUAUGAAAGGAGCUGUAAUGAUUUAUUAUACAUUAAUCAAUACCAAUUUGAAAGAAACUAAUAAUCUAUACUACAGUACAACUGGGGCAAAAAUAAAAAGGAUGUAAACUACACUUAGAAAAAAAGAGGCAAAGAAAUAUAGAAGGUUACAUUUUAGAAUGCAUUACCAAAGUGUUAAAAUUAACCACAUCUUUUUCCUUUGAUACAAUUAAGUCACAGGAAUAAAUAUCCAAAGGUGAUGGGAUGAACAUUUGACUGGGGGGUCAAAAAACACCAGUAACACAUAAAUUUAACAAUGUAUCAUAUGGAGGUCUAAUCAUGACACUAAACUAUAAAGCUGCCACCAAUUGCAAGGUACAGAAACUAAUUUUUCCAUUCUUUGUAAUGUUCAACAUGUAAUUUACUGCAAAGAUGUGUAGGAGGCCAAAAAAGGAGAAACUGCUGGUAUUGUUAAAAAGUUCUAAGUUCAAACCUAGUACUGAUUUCAUUUUCAGUGGUAGCAUGCCACAGUGGAAAUGGGAUUUGAGGUCAGACAAGGUCAGGCAUUUCUGCCUGUUAUUUAAUGGGUGUAUAUGGGUAAGUUGUUUAACUUAUUUCAGUUUUCUCAUCUGUAAAAUAAAGAUAUACCUAUUUCACAGUUAUUAUGAAACUUACUUAGAAAUCUCAGAAAAGCAUCCAGCACAGUGCCUGGAGUGUAGCAGCUACUAUUACUAUUGCUACGUGUGUUUAGUAGACUUAAUGACACAGCAGCCAUAAGCACUUUACAUAUUGAUAAAAUUAGAAAGUAAGCUUUAAAUAAAAAGCAUUUUACAGUCUUCAGAUUCAAAACCCUUAUUUUAUAACACUGAUGGUAAUAUAACUCUAGCAGUAGAAUUUUCCCUAAUGGGAAUAUAACUUACCACAAGACCAAGAGCUACUAGGGGUUCACCUUCAUUCAAAUGAUAGAGGAAAGAUCCUCCAUAGGUAUGUCUGUCCAAGGGCCAACCAACAGUGUGAUCUACUCUCCCAGGUUUCCAGUUCUUUUCAUCAAUAACCCAUAACUAAAAAACCAAAAACAAACAAAAAAAUAAGUCCUGCAGUAUUUUAAAAAUGUUUUUAUGUCACCACAAUGCAUAAAACUUGCCAGGUUUAAUGUCUUAUUUAUGAAAAUUAUAAGUGAAAAACUGUAAUAUAAGAAUACAACAAAAUUACUUCAAAUAUCAAAGAAGGCUGGGCACGGUGGCUCACACCUGCAAUCCUAGCACUUUGGGAGGCUGAGGUGGGCAGAUCACUUGAGGUCAGGAGUUCGAGACCAUCCUGGCCAACAUGGUAAAACCCCGUCUCUACUAAAACUACAAAAAUCAGCUGGGCAUGGUGGCGGACGCCUGUAAUCCCAGCUACUCAGGAGGCUGAGGCAUGAGAACUGCUUGAACCCGGGAGGCAGAGGUUGCGGUGAGCCAAGAUCAUGCCACUGCACUCCAGCCUGGGUGAGAGAGCAUGACUCAGUCUCAAAAAAAAAUAAAUAAAUAAAAAAGAAUACAGGUGGAUCACCUUGAAUAUCCGAGAAAAUUAUAUCAAACUGCAGCAUGAGUCAGAGUAAAGAAACAGAUCAGAAAACUUAUGAACUCUUUAAGACAUUAAAUAGAUUCUCAAAUUGGUAAAGACUUUUAUACAAUUACAGGAAAUUAGGAAACCCUACUGAAAGGCUGAGGGAAAGUUCUGCGGUACUAGUAGUGUUCUCUAUCUUCAUCUGGGUGACAGCCACAUGGGUAUGUUCACCAUGUAAAAAUUAAUGUAGCUGUACACUUAAGGUCUCUUCAUAAUAGACGUGUCUUCUCCAACAAAGUAAUUUAUUCACGCUACCCUGCCCCCCACAAUUGAAAUAAAUUGUUCACCCUCUUUUCAGACUGGUACAUUUUAAAUUCUGAACAAUUUCUAUCUGAAAUGUUAUCUAAGUCAGAUAAUAUUAUGUGCAAUCAGACACAUGCAAUCUAUCAAAACAAACCCUUAUUCACAAUAUAAUGAAUCUAGUUUUAUAUAGACUUUGAACCCUUCUGAGAUUUAACCUAAAAUAAAUUUUUUGUUGUUAAUUACUAUAUUUUUUAUUUUUUUAGAGAUAGGAUCUUACUCUGUCACCCAGGCUAGGGUGCAGUGGUAUGAUCACAGGUCACUGCAGUCUUGAUCUCUUGGAGUGAAGUGGUUCUCCUGCUUCAGCCUCCAGAGUAGCUGGGACUACAGGUGUGCACCACCACACCUGGCUAAUUUUUAAAUUUUUAGUAGAGAUGAGGUCUCACUACAUUGCCCAGACAGGUCUUGAACUCCUGGACCCAAGCAAUCAUCUUGCCUUGGCGUCUCAAAAUGCUGGAGUUAUGGGUGUGGGCCACCAUUGCUAGCUCCACAAAAAUAUUUAAGCAAAAGGGUUAUAAUGAAAAUUUUACAUUUACAUUCUAAUAAGCCUAGGAUUUGGGAAAAUAAGACUAGAGAAUGGAUAAAUUGAGAAAAUGUACAAUACACAACCUAAUUAAAUUUUAGGUUGCAGAUUAAUAUACUAUGGCUGAGUGUAUCUUUCAUAAAGAAAAUUAUCUUCACAUUACAAUUUUGAAAAAAUAAUUCUUUGUAGGAUGUGGUCAUCCUACAAACAGCAUAUGGAUCACAAGAACAAUCCUAACAGGGCAGAUGGCAUUACAAUGAAAAUAAAAAAGAUUCAAAUAUUCACAAGUUCAAGAUUCACUUCAAGCAACACUUGAUACAACAAUUCCAACAUGUAAAACUAACUUAACCAGUAAUAGAAUUUGAUCAGUAAUAUCUUCUAGCCCCUUGAAAAAUAUCCCAAAUAGUUUUAGUCAUAAUGAACAUUUCAAGACAAUGAAAAAAUAUAACUAAAAUUAAAUCAGUAUUAUAAACUACCUGAUAAUACAAAUAAAUUUAAAUUCCAUCUUUCAAAAUUAAAAUUACAGAGACAAACCAGGAUACCUCCUUCAGUCCAAUCCCGUAGGUUUGAGGUUCACAAUUUGCUCUCAAAUCAAACUUCUUAUAUAGUUGCUUGGCUAGAUGUCCAUGGCAACCUUCUGCAAAAAUUGUGACUUUAGCAUGUAGUUCCAGUCCUCUCUCAAAUGUUGCCUAAAAAGCAAAAACAUGUUAAAUGGCAACAUUUGACAAUUUAAAAUACAUUCACAUUCUGGUUAGAUUUAAAUUGAACUAUGAUUCAGAUGUAGAAGAGACAGUGCAAAUGUAUAAUAUUAUAAAGAAUCACAUAGUAAAUAUAUAAUAUAUAGAAUCAUAUAAUCUUACUCUUCUCACUUAAAAUACCUCAUGGAAAUCUUUUCAAGUCACUGUAUAGCUCAAAUCUUUCUCUUUAAUGGCUAGGUAGUAGUCCAUGUAGAGAGACAGGAUAGAUUAUCCAGCUCCUCUGCCAAUGGAUAAUAGCCAUUCACUGUUUCCAGCUUAUGCAUGAACAUAAACAAUGUUAUAAGAUAUAAACACUCUUGAAUAUAUAUUUAAUAUAGAGCUGACCCUUGAACAAGAUGGGUUUGAACUGUGUGGGUUCACAUAUACAAGGAUUUAUUUUUAACCAAAUAAGGAUUGAAAAUACAAUAUUCACCAGAUGUGAAACCCGAGUAUAUGGAAGACCGAUUUUUCAUACAUGCAAGUUCUGCAGGGCUAACCUUGGGACUUGAGUAUGCAUGAAUUUUGGUAUACUUGGGGGGUUCCUGGAGCCAGUCUACCGUGCACACCAAGGGACACCCGUAUACACGUACCAUAUUGGUGCUUUUAUUCCUAUAAGAUAGAUUCCCAGGAGUGGCCCUCUUAGAUCAAAGGGUACAUCUAUUUUUUUAAAAUUGAUAUUAUCAUAUUACUUUCCAAAAAGCCUGAAGCAAUGAAUGUAUUUCCAUCAGUAGUAUAUAAGACCCUUUCCCUAUAGUACAGUUAGUGACAGAUAUAAUUGUUCCUUUUACAUUUUUGCUAGUGUGUCAAGUGUGAUAACUCACUACUAUUUUAAUGUUUUAAUUUUUUUUUUUUUUUGAGACAGAGUUGUGCUCUUGUUGCCCAGGCUGGAGUGCAAUGGCACGAUCUCGGCUCACUGAAACCUCUGCCUCCAGGGUUCAAGCGAUGCUCCUGCCUCAGCCUCCUGAGUAGCUGGGAUUACAGGCACUCGCCACCAAGCCCAGCUAAUUUUUUGUAUUUUUAGUAGAGAUGGGGUUUCACCAUGUUGGCCAGGCUGGUCUCGAACUCCUGACCUCAGAUGAUCCACCCACCUCCGCCUCCCAAAGUGCUGGGAUUACAGGCGUGAGCCACAGUGCCUGGCCCUCAAUACUAUUUUAAUUUGCACUUCCCUGAUUACUAUUUUGAGCAUCUUUUCUUUUUGGUUCAAGAAAUAGUGAAUGAAUAUCUACAAUGUGCCAGGUUCUGUGCUAGGCAUUGGGAAUACAUGGAUGAAUUAAAAAAAAGAUAUGUUCCUUUUCUUUGGACUAGCCAUAGAGACAGACGUUAAAUAAAUACAUGAGUAUAUAAUUACAAAUUGUUUAAGUGCUAUGAAAGAGAGCAGAGGGUAUUACAAGGGAGAAUAAUAGAAGCCAGCUAUUCUAGAUUGAGUGAACAGGAAAGUCCUCUUUGAAGAAAUGACAUUUAACCUCUGGACUCUGAAAAAAAACUUAUUUAAGUAUCUUUACUUAUGAUUAGUGGUCAUUGGAGUUGUUCCUCUAUGAAUUGUUAAUUUUUUAGACUCUACCCAUUUUUCCAAUGUGUUGUCUUUUUUCUUGUCGAUGUUUAAGUGCUCCUUGAUAUUACAGAUAGUCAAACAUUUACAGACUUUACAGUAUAUUUUGGUAUAAAGAAGUGUUUAACUUUUAUAUAUUAAGUUAAAAAAGGUUUGGUUUUUUUACAGGUUUUUAGUAUCUUGUCGCUGUAGGGUGGCUUACCCUACCCCUAGAUUGUUAACUGUCAUCUCUUAGAUUUCUGAUUUGUAUUGUUUUAGAUCUUUAAAUCACCAGAAAGAAACAACCAGCAAACCGGGGUCCAACUCUAUUUGCUUCCAGAUGGAUAUAGUUUCCCCAGCACCACUUAUAAAAUAAUUCAAUCUGUAUGAACUAAAAUAUUAAUUAACAUAUUUCUGUUUCUUCUUAGAGGUAACAUGCCCUUUAGUGUUCAAGGGAAAGGCCGUGGAACCACACAGCCUGUAUUCAAAUCCCAGCCCCACUACUUACCAGGUGUCUGACCCCAGCCAAGUUACUUAACCUCUGUAACUUAAAAAUGUCCAAAUCAGAAUUCUUAUAAUAAGAUGCAUAUUGGAUAUAGGAACCAAGAGAAGGCUGUAAGAGAGCCAAGUCAAAAAAGUGUUUCAAGAAGGAAAACAUAAUCCAACUGUGUCAAGUGCUACCCACUAGAAGAUCAAGUAAGGGAAAACAGAGACCUGUCCAGCAGAUUGGCAAAAUGGAGGUAUUUGUGACUCUAACAAGAGCUGUUUCAGUGAAAUGGCAGAGAGAAAGUCUAGCUACAGUGGGUUAAAUAGAGAAUGGAACAACACAUUAAACAGAAUCUUUGAUUUUCCCCACUCUAAUCUUGUGGUAGUACUAUCUUUAAAAACUUAGAUUUUGGGGCUCAAAUUACUAAGACUCCAUUGUACUCUUCUAUGCUAUUAGAUCUCUAUAAAUACAACAUACAAAAUAUAAACGUUUUUACAAAUGCAAAGCAUAAAGUUAAAAACCAUAUAUAUGUCUAUUUAUUUAUUUAUUUAUUUAUUUUAUUUAUUAUUAUUUUUUUUUUAGACGGAGUCUCACGCUGUCGCCCAGGCUGGAGUGCAGUGGUGCGAUUGUGGCUCACUGCAACCUCUGCCACCUGAAAUAAGCCCAUAUUUGAACAAAUGAGAACACACAAAAAUGAAAUGUCAGAAUGGUAGAAAUUGAGUACUUCAAUUUUGUUAUAAAAUACAAAAAUAUUUAGACUAAAAUAUAAUUUAUAAUUAGUCAUAAUAUAGAAAAGAACCAUAAUAUAUGAAAAACCAUAUUCUUUUACUGAGAGGCAGUAUGAGACAACAGUUCUUUACAAACCUGGCUAUGCAUCGGAAUCCCUGGAGGCUUGUUAAAAAACAGCUUCUUAGGCCUUACUGCAGGACAGGCUGAGCCCCAAGAUGUCACAUGAUUCUGAUGUGGCCAGUUAAACCACUAGGAUUCCCAAACAGGAUUUGCCAUUUGCCUUUUUUUUUUUUUUGAGACGGAGUCUCGCUCUGUUGCCCAGGCUGGAGUGCAGUGGUGUGAUCUCGGCUCACUGCAAGCUCCGCCUCCUGGGUUCACGCCAUUCUCCUGCCUCAGCCUCCCGAAUAGCUGGGAUUACAGGCGUGCACCACUACGCCCAGCUAAUUUUUUUGUAUUUUUUUUUUUAGUAGGGACAUGGUUUCACCGUGUUAGCCAGGAUGGUCUCUAUCUCCUGACCUCGUGAUCUGCCUGCCUCAGCCUCCCAAAGUGCUGGGAUUACAGGCGUGAGCCACUGCGACGGGCCGCUAUUUGCUUUUAAAGCAGGAAAUGUGAGAAGGAGAAAGUCUGCUGGAAGAGACUCUAGAUUCCUAAUUCCAUUCCAAGAGUGGCAGAGAGGAGGAUAAACUAUCAGUUGACAAAUAUUUACUGAGACCUAAUAUGUACCUGGCAUUAUGCCAGGCACUGGAAUAACCCCAGGAUCUCCAUCCUUAGGGAGCUUAUAAUCUAGUUGGGAAAUUGGAUAAUAAAUAAACCUGAAUAGACAGGUUAGUUGAUUGAGAUGUUAAUUUGUGUUUUGUUCAUAUUAUAGGACAGCAAGCUAUUUUUUUCCUUAUCUUUUCCAAAGAGUGAGAAUUCUACGUUCUAAUGGUUUUGCUUUCAGAUUCAAAAAUACAAGAUGUGAAAACCUGAAAAUUAUCCAGGUUUAUAUUUUGAAUGGGAGGUGGAGAAUCAGUUUUAUAUCUACCAAAAGAUGUUAAAAUCAUGUCAAAGUGCUUAAGAAUAUUGUGAUGAAGGCCGGCCACCGUGGCUCAUGCCUGUAAUCCCAGUACUUUGGGAGGCCGAGGUGGGUGGAUUACUAGGUCAGGAGUUCAAGACCAGCCUGGCCAACAUGCAAAACCCUGUCUCUACUAAAAAUACAAAAAGUAGCCAGGCAUGGUGGCGCAUGCCUGUAAUCCCAGCUACUCGGGAGGCCGAGGCAAGAGAACUACUUGAACCUGGAAGGCAGAGGUUGCAGUAAGCCAAGGUCACGCCACUGCACUCCAGCCUGGGCAACAGAAUGAGACUCCAUCUCAAAACACAAACAAACAAACAAACAAGUCAAAGUAUAUCACUAUUUACCUACUGAUAGUAAUGCAAAAUGAUUCUUGUCCAAAGAAAUUAAAAUUGUGGAGAAAUAAAAACUGCGGAAAUUAUUUUCAUCUGAUGUACUUGGUUAAUGCAGUGGAUUGAUGGCCUAUAAAUGUGUAUAUGUUUGAAUUCUCCUUGCACUGGCUGUAACAUCUUACUGAUUCUCUCCUUAACUAAAUGAAAUAAAAUCUUUGACAUGUGUUUGA
Messenger RNA from Pongo pygmaeus (Bornean orangutan), 10080 nucleotides. RefSeq names its product peptidylprolyl isomerase D (gene PPID). The record is from RefSeq and is a predicted model, not a curated record. Gene Ontology annotation, biological process: protein folding; protein peptidyl-prolyl isomerization. Lineage: Eukaryota; Metazoa; Chordata; Mammalia; Primates; Hominidae. The transcript is spliced from 11 exons. Gene Ontology annotation, molecular function: protein binding; cyclosporin A binding; peptidyl-prolyl cis-trans isomerase activity. Gene Ontology annotation, cellular component: cytoplasm; cytosol. The coding region runs from base 933 to 2030 and encodes 365 amino acids.